Molecule: messenger RNA, 2997 nt
Organism: Truncatella angustata
Lineage: Eukaryota; Fungi; Ascomycota; Sordariomycetes; Amphisphaeriales; Sporocadaceae
Product: fungal-specific transcription factor domain-containing protein
Exons: 3
Coding region: 1-2997 (998 amino acids)
Biological process (GO): DNA-templated transcription; regulation of transcription by RNA polymerase II
Cellular component (GO): chromatin
Molecular function (GO): RNA polymerase II cis-regulatory region sequence-specific DNA binding; DNA-binding transcription factor activity, RNA polymerase II-specific; zinc ion binding
Source: RefSeq, a predicted model, not a curated record
AUGCAGGGGCCAAACCCCCGGUCAGUCUCCUCAGGAGUUCCCGAGCGAGGACUGCCGGAGAGGAAAGAUUCGAAGGAGAAGAGUGACCACGAGCAGGAUGCAGAUGGUGAAGUGGAUAUCAAGAAUGGAGGUUCCUCUAAUGACGAAGAAGGCCCAAACAGAAAAAGAAGAAGGAGCCGUAAAGGACUAGACAAGAAGUUUGAAUGUCCUUCGGAGGGUUGUGGCAAAAGCUAUUCAAGAGCUGAACAUCUGUAUCGCCACCAACUAAAUCACACACCCAAGUAUAUCUAUAAGUGUACCUUCCCUGGUUGCGAACGGGAGUUUGUCCGGCAGGAUCUACGCAAUCGCCAUAUGGACCGCCACACGGCGAAAGGUUCGGCCUUGAGCCGCAAGGACUCCAUGAAUAACGCUAAUGUAACUGCUGGAUCUAUUUCCCCAGAAGCAAACCGGGCUGGCUCAGGGUUCCCCAAGCCUCGCAGUGGAUCUGGAGCUAGUCCAUAUACACCAAUAUCGGCUACGCCUCCGAUGUAUCCUCAUGGUGGCCCACCUCACGGACUGGAUAAUUAUAUGCCAUCAGACAAUGGCUACAGUAGCAACAAUAUGAACCACCGCCACCCGCACCAGUCACCGUCCGGUCGUCCAGCUAUACAAACUAAUGUUGGUCCCUACGGUGUUCUAUCACCUGUUUCUACUCAACAUGGUAGCUACAACGGCCAGCCAUCGAACACACCGCAGUCUACGCCGACUGGUCCAUAUGUUGCGCAGAAUAACUUUCCGCCUUUCUCGUUGCCACCAUCUGACUUCUCGACAACAUCGCCAGCUGUCGCGACAAGGGAUGCUAAUCAGACUUACCCUACUACAAACAGUGACUUUGCCGAUCCCUCUCACGUGCAAGCUUCCGGGGAAAUGAUGCUUUUGGAUCAGAUGGCAAAUCAAACCACAAUUCCUGUAUUUGGUCCAGACGCUGGCUUGAACAAGUCCCCAUAUAUCACAAUUCCGGAGGACUUCGUGGCUUAUCUAUUUAACACGAACAAUCCUGACGGGUCCCCCGUGGUAGGCCAGAUGAUGACUUCAGGUCAAUAUUCCUCCAACUACGCCGACUUUCAAUCUCAGUACAGCAUGCCUUAUUAUGGAAAUGACGGCACGCCGCUUGGCUAUUUCCCGCCAUCAAACCAACCGCAGCAAGUCAUGUCUGUUCCAAGCUUGCUUGACCAGAACCUGCCUGAAUCGCUCUUGUCGGAAGAGAAGAGUCAAGAGAUCUUCGACUUUAUUAAGGAGCGCUUCCAUGAGAAAGAUCAAGCACCAGUUGAGCGGCAAAGGGACAAUAUCCUUGAGGGCGACCGCAGCGACGAGCACCACAUGUUGAGCCGUAAGAUGAUGCAGGCGUACAUCAGCUCCUACUGGAUUCAUUUUAGUGAUCAAAUUCCUAUCCUGCAUAAACCAACUUUCUCGCCAGACAAAACGCCCACCCUUCUCCUACUAGCUGUUAUGGCAAUUGGUGCUUCUUGUCUCGAUCGGACAAAUGGGCAUGCAGUUAUGCGAGCAGGUGCACAACUUUCGAAUUUCCUUGCGUGGCAUGUUCGGUGGGAGAUAUUCAUGGAUGCGAGCAGCCGGCCUCCUGCCAAGCUCUGGGUCUUCCAAGCACUCCUGUUACUGGAACUCUACGAAAAGAUGUACUCGACUCGGGAGUUGCACGAACGUGCGCACAUCCACCACGCCACAACAAUCACACUCAUGCGCAGAGGGAGAUCCCUGAUCGGUAAAUCCGCACUUGACUCGCCUCCCAACCCUAGAGAGGAUAAGAAUGGGUCUAGGCACUCUUCCACCUCGGGCAUCGCGAACACUCCUGAUGAAUGGUGGAACCAUUGGAUCACGAACGAAUCGACGAGGCGUGCGGCAUUUGCAGCUUUCCUGAUAGAUUCCGUACAUGCAACUAUGUUUGGCCACUCAACAGUCAUGGUAGCUCAUGAGAUGCGACUACCUUUGCCAUGUGAUGACCAACUAUGGAAAGCUGGUAGCGGUGCGGAGGUCGGCAGGACCGAAGCAAAUCUCAUGUCAAACGGCAUCAAGCCCAUCUCUUUCUUGGAAGGUCUGAAGCGGACACUCAACGGACAAGAAGUGCGAACCAACUCUUUCGGCCGACAGGUAUUGAUGGCAGGUCUUUUGAGUGUCAGCUGGCAUAUGAAUCAACGGGACCUCCAGGUCACUUCACUGGGCGGUGGGGUAACACAGGCACUUGGUGGUCGUGAUAAAUGGCGUAGCACACUGACGCGAGCAUUCGACGCGUGGAAGACGGAUUUUGACAAGUUUCUGCAGCGCUCAAAUGGUGCGGCGGACCCGUACAGUUAUGAGAAGAGGAACGAAGACAAUGUCGUCUUCGAGAGUCGGACAGUACUGCACCACCUAGCGCAUAUGGCUAUGCAUGUUGACAUUGUCGACUGUCAGAUCUUCGCUCGCGCGAAACGCCUUCUUGGACGUGCCAUUGGCAACCAGGACCUGAGCAGCGCACAGAGAAGGAUGAAGGACAAUUGGGCGCCUACAGCCAAAGCCCGAGAUGCCACCUUUUACGCUCUCAAAUUCUUGGCUUCAGUGCUGCUUGCAGACGAGAAUGGGUCAGAUGCCUCGACGGGGUACAGACCGUUUGGUCCGGGCGGUUACGUCGCAAGAGAUGAUGUGCUUCUCAACCGACCAUGGGUUCUUUACUUUGCGGCUCUGAUUGUCUGGUGUUACGGGUUCGCCCUCGAAGGCGCGUGCCCGAGUGCUCCAUUGCCUGCAACCCCCCAUGAGAAGACAGGUCGGAUGAAGGACUACCUACGUCGCUUUGGCUCGAUUCCCACGCCGGAAGAUCUGAAGCUGAUGAAAGGUGUUAACAACAACAACGCGUUGCUGUUGGUCCUGAAAGACUCGUUUGAAACAAGCCGCUGGGAACUUCUCCAUGAAGGCGCUAUUCUGUUGAACAACUGCAUUCAACUCAACACCGGUGCAAGCGUGGUCUGA